CUUCGAUGAGUGAUACCUCUUCUUGUUUUGAAGAGGUUUGAAUGGAAUGGUUGAUUGACGAGCAGUCACGUUUUGUCUCAAGUAUAUAUUCAAACACGUGAUUGUACCGUCUCCAUUGCCUUCUCUUUUGAGAUCGCUUUCCUUACUAUAAUUAUUCUCUACGGCUUAAAUAAUUGGAAUUUCCGAACAAAAUUGGGCUGGGUAGAUGAAGCCGUUAUCCAAAAUGUAUUUGUUGUAUCUCGAGGUCCUGAAGACGUGCAAGCUGGGGGACGCUGUCAUUAUCAAAGGAAAAUUCAACCUGAGGGUACAGAAACGACAUCUCCGAGUUAUAGCAGGAGCUUUUAGAUCAAAGUAAUUUUACUGAAGGAAGCGACGCAUUGGAGGGCUCGCAAUGUCUUCAUUAACAUCAGGACUCAAUGGAGACUCGCGCCUUCCCAAAAUGAAAUAUUCAUAGCACUUCAAAAUGCUCAGGCAGCUCGUCUGUACCAAGUAUUUCAUCUCUAUUCACAUCAACUACAAAUUUUGGACACAAUAUCGUCGUUCGGGAAUCGUAAUCCCAUUUUUGGACCUUCAUGUAUUAUCAGUCUAUAAAGGACCUCCUGCGGACUAAGAUCUGUUCGCAAAAUCCGCCAACAUACAACUUCGACCAUGAGUAUGAUUUGUUACUCAGCACAUCCCCGAGCGUAUACGAGGUUGAAUUCGAUCUAUGGGCGAAAUACUGUAUGUUCUGAGCUACCAAACACUGAUACACUCCCGUUGACCAAUUGCAGGUGUUCCGGAUGGUUGUCGUCCGAGGACAACCUUUCCUGGCAAAUUCCUCGAUGUCAACGAGACGGAUCACCAUAAUGCAGCACUGGCACUCUUAUUAUUGAGUGGCAACUCUGCAGGACGGGACCUGAAUUGCAUCAACAAGUCACCACCAGGAUAUGCUCUCAAAAAACAACGUGCCGUUUUGGAUGCACAGCAGGGUUUGUUGAAAUAUGCUAUUAUGAAACAGCAAGAAGAGUCGCAAGAAGUUCUGGUGGCAGCUGGUAUUUUGAUGGCUAAGGGACAGACAACGGACACAGUCUUCCCCACAGAGCCUCUUGUCGAAAAACCAGACAAAUGUGUUAGGUUUGGUGAUGUGGCAGCAAGCAAUGAAGAAACUGGGAAGAGUAAUGAUUUGCAGGGUCUCGUUUCUGGUGCUUCACCCCGUUCUGGGGGAGAAUAUUCAGAGUCAAUGAGAUGCCGUGAAGCACAAUCUGGACCAACUGAGUCUCCUGGACGCCCCGAGGGAACCCAGCAGCAUCUGGAGAAUCAUCCUGCUCACAAAAAGUCAAGCAUUAUGGCGACUGAAAUAUCCCCACGAAGCCUGAGUAGAACGCAGGCGAAUUUGCCCAAGGCUGUUCAGAAAUGUGGAAGCAGCGACGAGCGAUCAACUACAGACUUACCGACACAGCAACGAGCAAAGACAACGAAGCUGAAACGAUCCCACACAAGUAUAGCCAACAACACCGCGAUUUCCCGCAAGAGUCCAAGAAAGAGGGGAAGUGACAAAUCUCAGUUAUCGAAUGAUAACGUCCCUAAAAAUACGUUUGAAGCGGAAGAUGAACUCCCACUAGCUAUAAGAUUUCGCACGCGUCAACAUCUAUUGAAUUCCAAGGAAGCGGUGGAAUCUGAAGUACGGCGUAACCCCUCGAAGUAUUCUAGCGAGAGUUCGCUUAGUACACUCAGUUCGUCAACUCCUUCCCCUCCACAGUCCAGGGGAACCACGAAAGAGCCUGUUGAGGAGGGCAAAACCGGUGACAGUGAUGGUGAAAGUGCACAUGAUUCUUUUCUGUCCUCAAAUGCAAAUGUAGCCGGCGUUUCCGCGUCACUAUCCUCCGCAGGUACUCCCUGGGGUUCUUCGAUUACGCCUGUGGCAGUUGCCUUGACUGCUCCGUUCUCACCUGUCUCAAGUAGACCCAAGUCCUAUAGCGAAGAGACGAAAAUUCCAACCUAUCCUCUCAUACCUAUCACUUCGCCAAACUCAUGCAUUAAUCAUUCUGUACAGAAACCCCCUUCCAAAGCAGUCAGUGAAGACGAUGAAGGUGAUUAUGAGCUCGAUGAUGCUAUGAAUAUAGAUGUGGAUGAGCCAAGUGAACCAUCAUCUUCAGACAAAGAUGACGAAGAUUACACAGAUUCAGAUCCACCCCCGAAGAAAAAGAAGAAAUCCCCUGGAAUCAUCAUCGAUGACUCUGAGUCCAAUGAAGAUACACUUCCCAAGUCAACACAUCGGAAAUUCCAGGCCGGUAAGAAGAGCGUACCAAAACAAAGAUCAAUGCUUGCCAAAUCGCGAAAGCAACAUAGUAGGUCGCAACCUUUCGAUAUUGAUAACUGCGACUCAGGAGAACGUGCACUUCCAGCAGCUAAGCCAAUAAAUCGAGAAACCCUCGAUUUCCUCCUUUACCAUAAGAAAGGUGAACCAUCAGAGCCAAGGAUGCGUUCAAAGCCCACAAUUCCCCCCGAAAACCCUUCCAAAGACCGGUUCCAGGAACAAGACCCAAAACCACCGAGAAUUUCACCCGAUUCCGACGAUAAUAGCGUGCAAAAUAUCCCCAUCUCUUCUCCUCUGAAACGUACCUACAAAGGCAAAGAAAAAGCAACUUCAACCCCCCUCAUUCCCUCCAAACCAAACCAAACACCACAAAACUCCAAAAUCAAUAACCCGCCUCAAUCUCAAAACAGCCGUCGAAAGAAGCGUGACGGAAGAAUCACCUGCCCGAAGUGUAACACGGGAUUCAUCAUCUUGAUCGAAGGGGAUGAUGAGCGGAACUAUCUGAAAGACUUUCGAAGGAAGGGGAAGCUGGUGUGUUGUCCUGAGUGUACGUCUUUUGGGACGACGCCGAAGGUUGCGGCGCUUUUGAAGGCGAAGGCGCUUGAGGGGUUGCAGUUGUGGGAUGAUUGGAAG
Messenger RNA from Hymenoscyphus albidus, 2929 nucleotides. NCBI's taxonomy places the organism in Eukaryota, Fungi, Ascomycota, Leotiomycetes, Helotiales, Helotiaceae. The record is from the annotation of a GenBank genome assembly.